AAGUGGAGCUCAGCUAGGAGCUGCGCCAGCGCCUUCCGCCUGGGCCCGCGGUGCCAGACACCUGCCGAGUCCGAAGCGGGAGUCCGGCUGAGCCUUCGGUCCCCAAGAUCACCAAUCUGAGCAUAUGCCACUUGACAUGGGAACACUGAGGCCAGCAAUUUAAGGAUUUUCACAUUUAUCUGCAGAGAGUCCUGGAUCACUUCGCCACAGAUUGACAGCCUGAAAUCCUAAGGAAGACCCAGGCUCCCAACAAUUUUGGCCACACAAGCCAACCUUCUCCAAGGUGAGAAAACUUGCAACUUUGAGAGAUGAAGUAAUAUAUCCAAGGUCACAUGGUUGGCCCCAGGUCCCCACAAGGGUUCUUCUCUGCACCUUGAAGAUGCACAUCCUUCCAGAUUCUGAUGUCUCAGCAGGAACUCAGCUGUGUGGAGGGUAGCUGAGUGGGAUUUCUGAGGAGGGGCAGCUCCAACUUCAUCUUGGCCCACCAUGAGGUUCUUCCUGCCUUGUGCUUACAUGCUUCUCCUGAUGAUUUCCCGGCUAAGGGCCGUCAGCUUUCCCGAAGAUGACGAACCCCUCAAUACUGUUGAUUAUCACUAUUCAAGGCAAUAUCCGGUUUUUAGAGGACGCCCUUCAGGCAAUGAAUCCCAGCACAGGCUGGACUUUCAGCUGAUGUUGAAAAUUCGAGACACACUUUAUAUUGCUGGCAGGGAUCAAGUUUAUACAGUAAACUUAAAUGAAAUCCCCAAAACAGAAGUAAUACCGAGCAAGAAACUGACAUGGCGGUCAAGACAACAGGACCGAGAAAACUGUGCUAUGAAAGGCAAACAUAAAGAUGAAUGCCACAACUUUAUUAAAGUAUUUGUUCCAAGAAAUGACGAGAUGGUUUUUGUCUGUGGUACCAAUGCAUUUAAUCCCAUGUGUAGAUACUAUAGGUUGAAUACCUUAGAGUAUGACGGGGAGGAAAUUAGUGGCCUGGCAAGAUGCCCAUUCGAUGCCAGACAAACCAAUGUUGCCCUUUUUGCUGAUGGGAAGCUAUAUUCUGCCACAGUGGCUGACUUCCUGGCCAGCGAUGCCGUGAUUUACCGAAGCAUGGGUGAUGGAUCUGCCCUUCGUACAAUAAAAUAUGACUCCAAGUGGAUAAAAGAGCCACAUUUUCUUCAUGCCAUAGAAUAUGGAAACUAUGUCUAUUUCUUCUUUCGAGAAAUUGCGGUAGAACAUAAUAAUUUAGGCAAGGCCGUGUAUUCCCGUGUGGCCCGCAUCUGUAAAAAUGACAUGGGUGGCUCCCAGCGGGUCCUGGAGAAACACUGGACCUCGUUUCUGAAGGCUCGGCUCAACUGCUCUGUCCCUGGAGAUUCCUUUUUCUACUUCGAUGUUCUGCAGUCCAUUACCGACAUCAUACAAAUCAAUGGCAUCCCCACUGUGGUCGGGGUGUUCACCACACAGCUCAACAGCAUUCCUGGGUCUGCCGUGUGUGCAUUUAGCAUGGAUGACAUUGAAAAAGUAUUCAGAGGACGGUUUAAAGAACAGAAAACCCCAGAUUCUGUGUGGACAGCAGUCCCUGAAGACAAAGUACCAAAACCAAGGCCUGGCUGUUGUGCAAAGCAUGGCCUUGCCGAAGCUUAUAAAACCUCCAUCGAUUUCCCUGAUGAGACCCUGGCGUUCAUCAAAUCCCACCCGCUGAUGGACUCUGCCGUCCCACCCAUAGCUGACGAGCCCUGGUUCACCAAGACCCGGAUCAGGUACAGACUGACGGCCAUCGCUGUGGACCACACUGCUGGGCCCCACCAGAACUACACAGUCAUCUUCGUUGGCUCUGAAGCUGGCGUGGUGCUUAAAGUUUUGGCAAAGACCAGUCCUUUCUCUUUGAAUGACAGCGUGUUACUGGAAGAGAUUGAAGCGUACAACCACGCAAAGUGUAAUGCUGAGAAUGAGGAGGACAGAAAGGUCAUCUCAUUACAGUUGGAUAAAGACCAUCACGCUGUGUAUGUGGCAUUCUCCAGCUGCGUGAUUCGCCUCCCCCUCAGUCGUUGUGAGCGUUAUGGAUCCUGCAAAAAGUCUUGUGUUGCAUCUCGGGACCCAUAUUGUGGCUGGUUAAGCCAGGGAGCCUGUGGCAGAGUGACCCCAGGGAUGCUGCUGUUAACUGAAGACUUCUUUGCUUUCCAUAACCACAGCGCUGGAGGAUAUGAACAAGACACAGAAUACGGCAACACGGCCCACCUAGGGGACUGCCAUGAAAUUUUGCCUACUGCAACUACACCAGAUUACAAAAUAUUUGGCGGUCCAACAUCUGACAUGGAGGUAUCUUCAUCAUCUGUUACCACAAUGGCAAGUAUCCCAGAAAUUACACCUAAAGUGAUUGAUCCCUGGAGACCUAAACUGACGAGCUCCCGGAAAUUUGUAGUUCAAGAUGACCCAAACACUUCUGAUUUUACUGAUCCUUUAUCAGGUAUCCCAAAGGGUGUGAGAUGGGAGGUCCAGUCGGGAGAGUCGAACCAGAUGGUCCACAUGAAUGUCCUCAUCACCUGUGUCUUUGCCGCCUUUGUUUUGGGUGCAUUCAUUGCAGGUGUGGCAGUAUACUGCUAUCGUGACCUGUUUGUUCGGAAAAACAGAAAGAUCCAUAAAGAUGCAGAAUCUGCCCAGUCGUGCACAGACUCCAGCGGAAGUUUUGCCAAACUGAAUGGUCUCUUUGACAGUCCAGUCAAGGAAUAUCAACAGAAUAUCGAUUCUCCCAAAUUGUACAGUAACCUGCUGACCAGUCGGAAAGAGCUGCCACCCAACGGAGACACUAAAUCCAUGGUGAUGGACCAUCGGGGCCAACCUCCCGAACUGGCUGCUCUCCCCACGCCUGAGUCUACACCUGUGCUUCACCAGAAGACCCUGCAGUCCAUGAAGAGCCACUCAGACAAGGCCCAUGGCCAUGGGGCUUCAAGGAAGGAAACCCCACAGUUUUUCCCUUCUAGCCCACCACCCCAUUCCCCAUUAAGUCACGGGCAUAUCCCCAGUGCCAUUGUUCUUCCUAAUGCUACUCAUGACUACAACACAUCUUUCUCAAACUCCAAUGCUCACAAAGCUGAAAAGAAGCUUCAAAACAUUGACCACCCACUCACAAAGUCAUCCAGUAAAAGAGAUCACCGGCGUUCUGUGGAUUCCAGAAAUACCCUCAACGAUCUUCUGAAGCAUCUAAAUGACCCAAACAGCAACCCCAAAGCCAUCAUGGGAGAUAUCCAGAUGGCCCACCAGACCCUAAUGCUGGAUCCUGUGGGACCUAUGUCUGAGGUCCCACCCAAGGUCCCUAACCGGGAGGCAUCACUAUACUCUCCUCCUUCAACUCUCCCCAGAAAUAGCCCAACCAAGCGAGUGGAUGUCCCCACCACUCCCGGAGUCCCAAUGACGUCUCUGGAAAGACAAAGGGGUUAUCACAAAAAUUCUUCCCAGAGGCACUCUAUAUCUGCAAUGCCUAAAAACUUAAACUCACCAAACGGUGUUUUGUUAUCUAGACAGCCUAGUAUGAACCGUGGGGGGUACAUGCCCACCCCCACUGGGGCAAAGGUGGACUAUAUUCAGGGAACACCAGUGAGUGUUCAUCUGCAGCCUUCCCUCUCCAGACAGAGCAGCUAUACCAGUAAUGGCACCCUUCCUAGGACGGGACUAAAGAGGACACCGUCCUUAAAACCUGAUGUGCCACCAAAGCCUUCAUUUGUUCCUCAAACCACAUCUGUCAGACCACUGAACAAAUACACUUACUAGGCCUCAAGUGUGCUAUUUUCUGUGUGGCUUUAUCCUGUCCGUGUUGUCGAGAGGAUGAUGUUGUAAGGGUACCUUAAGAUAAGAGACUCCCUUGUAUUUUAAGAGAACCGAGUGGCCAAAGAAACUCUUUCUAACUUUGGCAACAUCAGAACUUGCCACAUGUAGCUACUACAGCAAAGCUUCUGUGUACUUGCCCGAAAACAAAGGAAGGUGCUGGUCAUUCCAUUUCUUUCGUUUGAAGCUAAAGAGAUGUGCAGCUCCCGGGGGCUGCCUUACCAGUAUAGAGAGCUGAUACAGUACUCAGAAGAAUCUGUGAGCAAAUACUUGAAAAUGGGUUCAACUUAGACUACCAUUAUGUGUGGUCUUCCCAUUAAAUGUGAACAUUUUAAUUGUAUGCAUUCA
Messenger RNA from Enhydra lutris kenyoni (northern sea otter), 4149 nucleotides. RefSeq names its product semaphorin 6D. The transcript has 24 exons. The record is from RefSeq and is a predicted model, not a curated record. Lineage: Eukaryota; Metazoa; Chordata; Mammalia; Carnivora; Mustelidae. Gene Ontology annotation, molecular function: semaphorin receptor binding; chemorepellent activity. Bases 487 to 3747 code for a protein of 1086 amino acids. Gene Ontology annotation, biological process: positive regulation of cell migration; axon guidance; semaphorin-plexin signaling pathway.